This is a messenger RNA of Scatophagus argus, 3815 nucleotides long. RefSeq names its product RALY heterogeneous nuclear ribonucleoprotein (gene raly). Gene Ontology annotation, molecular function: RNA binding. NCBI's taxonomy places the organism in Eukaryota, Metazoa, Chordata, Actinopteri, Scatophagidae. Bases 322 to 1230 code for a protein of 302 amino acids. Gene Ontology annotation, cellular component: nucleus. The record is from RefSeq and is a predicted model, not a curated record. The transcript has 9 exons.
GGGUGGGGCGUCCAUUUAAGAGCCUCCCUGGCUGCGUGCGCGCGCGUUUCAGCCAGGUGACUAAUUGCGGCCGGCCUCCCCCUUCCUGCCGAGGCUCAGUGGUUCGCUCCAAUCGGCGCUCCGCUGCUGUUCAUCACCGCCCCGCUGGCCGGCGCGCAGUCGGAGCUUCAGUCCGGUUACCGAGCGCACACUGAGCCUCACCUCCGUCAGCCUCUGAGAGCGUUUUUGCCUCCUCUGUUGGCAGGUCCUCAUCUCUCCACAUCUCUCCUUCCCAAUACAUCCAUUUGACGGUCAACUUCCUUCGCCCCUCGCAUCUCCAGCAUGUCGCUGAAGGUCCAGACCAGUAAUGUGACCAACAAGACAGAUCCAAAGUCCAUCAACUCCCGAGUGUUUAUCGGCAACCUGAACACGGCGGUGGUGAAGAAGUCGGACGUGGAGAGCAUCUUCUCAAAGUAUGGCCGAGUGCUGGGCUGCUCCGUGCACAAGGGCUAUGCUUUCGUCCAAUACGCGAGCGAGAGACACGCCAGGGGCGCCGUGAUCGGGGAGAACGGCAGGGUGUUGGCCGGACAGACGCUGGAUAUCAACAUGGCAGGAGAACCGAGACCAAACAGACCCAAAGCCCUGAAGCGAUCAGCAGCUUCUCUCUACAGUGGCUACGAGUUUGACUACGAUUACUACAGAGAAGACUUCUACGACAGGUUGUUUGAGUACCGUGGCCGGGUGUCUCCGGUUCCUCGGGUGGUGCCCGUCAAACGCCCGCGGGUGGCGGUGCCUCUGGUUCGACGGGUCAAGUCUCUGCCGGUCAAACUGCUGACACGUAACGCCUCCGUCCUCCCCACAAGCAACGGCAACAAACAGAGAUCAGUGAAAGGUACAGAGCUUCAGGCGAUCAAGUCAGAGUUGACUCAGAUUAAAGCCAACAUCGAAGCUUUGCUGGGCAGACUGGAGCAGAUCACAGAAGACACACACAUCACCGCCACAGAGCUGAGGAAGGCGGAGGAGUGUAAGAGCGAGGAGGCGUGGCAGGAUGGGGAGCAGUCGAGCUCUGAGCUGGAGGACGAGGAUGACCACAGACAGAACAGCGAAGCAGAAGAGGAGGAGGAGGAGGAUGUGGAGGAAGAGGAGGAGCAGGAAGUAGAGGAGGAGGGAGAGCACAUGCAGGACGGCGCCCACAACCAUAUGCCGGAGAACAGUCGCCUAUCAUCAGAGAUGGACCCCAUCCACCCAUGAGAGGUCUUGUGGGCUCUGGAGAAGAGGAGGAGACAGACAUUCAGAGAGGAAGAGACAGAAAGAGAGAGAGAGCGCAACAACGGACAGACAGAGAAGUGAAUAACAGCACAGGAAGGCCAUCAAACAGCAGGAAGCUGGACACACACACACACACAACAGUAAAAACACACACAGACAAAGUUGACACUUUGUCAGAGCCACAGGAAGGUACUAAAACAGCAGGCAGCUGCCAGAACACAUCAUAAACUGAUGAGUUACGUGCAGUAACACAAACACAGAAGAAAAACACACGGCGAUGGAGACUCGAUGCUGUGUCAAAGCCACAGGGAGAUAGUAAAACAGCAGGCUGCCGUCAAAAUGCAUCUCACACCGACGGAUUUACACACACACACACACACACACACAAGAGAUCUCCAGUUGAGAGCAGCAGUAUUUGGGAAGGCCAGAGCUCAUCAGAUCAUCAUUUGCUGCCUUGUGGGACUUCAAACAACACGACUGAACGGGCAACAUACUGAGGCAGAGCUGGUCGUCGGCUGUUGACCUUGUUCGUGCAAACUUUUAUGUGAAAUGAAAAUUAAAAACAAAAAUCCCAAGAGAAAAGGGACAGUGUUCUGUAGGGAUGGAUUUCCUAAUAUCUGAAGAGCGCAGAUAUACACAGGCUGAGCCACAUAAAAGAGUCCAAUAAAUCUUUAAUUAGAAACAGUUUUUUUUCAUGAUAUAAUUUCAGAAUUGUUUCCUAAUAGUUUUCUGGCAAGAACAAUGUAAUUUGGUAGUAAUUGCAGGGCAACUACAAAUAUUGCUCAACUGACACACUUCCAGUAAAUUACAUAUAAAUUGCACAACAGACCCAGUUAUAUAUUUCAACACACUCAAUUUGGAGAGGAUCCCCAAAAACAUGAAUAUUUACUUGAGCUUAAAUUCAGAAGUUUCAGUGGUAAAAUGUGCUGAAGACAUUGAAAGUACGAUCAAACAGAAAAGACAUAUUUUUGACAUAUUUUUGACAUAUUUCCUCCUCCUGCUUCAGCAGGUUGAGGAUCACCUCUGCGUAACGUCUGCGUAAGCCAUCCAGUCAUCAAGAUGGAAGCUUUGGUUACAGCCCGGCCGUGCACAGGCUCAUCAUGACUUUAGGAAAACCACAAAAGAAAAGGAGAAAUCGACUCCUUGCAGACGAGCCUGAAAGCUCCGGUGCUAACUGGCUGCCACUGGCAGGUGAUUUCAGGCCUCACACAAAGAUCAAUAAUCAGAAUCUGAAGCUUCUGGACUUUAUUCAGAAGUUAAGCACAAGAUAAGCUGUAGCCUUCAGUGCAAGUAACUUCCACCGUGACGGCCUACAUCCUAAAAGUUUCUUCACACGUGUAAAUCUGCGCGAUCACAUUCUGUUAAACCCAUCAAAAAGCAGUUCCAUGCAAAGCCAUUACGUCUCUGAUAGCCUGAAAUUAACGCCCAGGUGUGUGAAACCACAAUAAAACCUGUUUAUCACGUUUUUAGGUGAUGUAAACUAAUGGUAUAACAUCAUCAGGUUCAUUAAGUAAUAAUCAACGUGACGUUAUCAGUAUAAUAUAAAUGAUCGGUUCUCAGCGCUGGAGUUGGCGCUCCACAGGGCCCAAGGGUCUUUUUAUUAUUAAAGAAGGAGUCACGUUAGAUUUUAGUUUGUUGUUUUCAUGUUAGGGAAUUCGACAUGAAGCCAGCGGUUAGAACAGGCUGAGACAAAAAUGUGGUAAUAUAAACAGGUUUUAUUAUUAAUUAGCGGCGCACCUUCACAUGUUUCUUAUCUUAAAGUUAUAUUAUCAGUUGUUACAAGGUUGGUUUGUGUUUCAAAUGAUUACUUAUGUGUUUGCCUUUAUGGUGAGUUACGACCACAUAACACAUGGAGUUUUAUUAAGCGUGAAUCUACAUAACCCUUUAAAGGGUUCAAGUCAACAAUAAAAAAAAGCUAAAAAGGUUUUAUUUACGUAUCCCAAAAGCCCCAAUACUUUACAUGAUGACUUCACUUUGCUGAAACUGUCUGAAAAAUCACACAAACAUGUCUGAGGUUUACAAGACUAAAGCUGCCAAAACAACCUCAUGAAAAGCUGUUAUUUUCUUCAGUAAUUAUUAUUUUAAUUGUUACUAUUAGUAUCACUCUUGACCAUAAAGUUUGUGAAAUUUGUUCCCCGCCAGAUACAUUUACCCCAUGUUGGCAGGACUCGUAUGCACAGUGAAGAUCUUAUGCGGUGCUCAUGUCUCCGACGUUCCAGACAGCCUCUGGUUUUUACCAGUGGCUUUGCCUGAUCCUGAUUUAAAGUCCACUUUCUGGCCUUUUCCAGAGCAAGACGGAGAUUGUGGUUGUGAUUAUCAGAACUCUCCUCUGCAGGCCAAUUCUGGGACCCAACAUGGGCAUACGAUUUUUUGUGAAGAGACCUAACAGUUUAGAACAGCUCUGAAGAAGUUGAGUUGAUUGUUGAGUUUCGCUUCCAGGUGCUUUGACGACCUGGGAAUAAGACUUAACAAUCUCAAACUGUCUCAGUCCAGAAUCGCUUAUGUUUACAAACAGAAACUGGGAAUUGCUGUGGAUUGCGCCUUUAAGUUAAAAAAAAACAAUCAAG